AUGUAUCAUUUUGUUGCCCCACUCUUCUUGGUCUCUUCGGGGAACCAAGCGAACAGGGCCGACCACCAGCUCAAUGACAUCGAAGCCGUGGCCACUAAGCAGCGCAGAAAAGUUCAGAAUCGGAAGAACCAACGAUUGCAUCGGCUACGAAAGAAGAAGCCAAACGCGGCUUCUGCUCAAGCCUCGCGCCCAUUCCAAGUUGACCGCUGGCGUCUGGACGAACUGGACGACUUGCUCAUCGAUGCUGAGGAGUCCGCUACCAAGGAGCUCACUACCAAGGUUGCGAAUGUUGUCAACUCGACUGCUACUCCCAGAGGGACUGUCGUAUUCCGGAACUCACUCUUAUGCGUUUCGACCUUAGUUCCAACCACGCUCAAUCCCCCGCCCAUGAUCUUCCCUCUUUCCACCGACCACCUUCUCCACCUAGUCCAAUACAAUGUUUUUCGAGCUUUCGUCUCCAACAAGCGUACCCUGAAUGCGCUUCUCAAAGGUUGGUCAUACGACAAGCCUUAUACAGAAUGUCCUGUUUGUCCUAUCAGUUUACCCUACACCGACGACACCAACAUAUAUCCUUUGAACCCUAACAUACCUCCGUCGCUAUUUCCCACUCGCUUGCAGCAAGAGCGCACGCACUCGUCCUGGAUCAAUCUCUUUCCAUUCCCUUCGCUACGAGACAAUUUCAUUAGGCACGAGGAACGACUCGAUCACUGGGAUCUGUUGGAUGAUCUUGUUGGGGAGCUUAUGAGGAAUAUACCGACCAAGGAGCGACGAGGUACGCCAGCUGCUAUCACUUUGUCUGAUCCAAAGACUGCGCCUGAACAGCCGGUCGCAGCGGUAGGCAACGAUGACGAUGGGGUCACAGCGGGCCGCAGAGGACUUAUAGUCUGGGGAGAGCCUCAUGUUAAACAGAACUGGGAGGCUACGCCUGAGUUUCUGAAGAAGUGGUCGUGGGCAGUGCAAGGAUGCGACGAUCUGCUUGCCUCGAGUAACCGUUGGAGGUUGGCGAGAGGGGAAGAGCCUCUAAGUCUUCCGGCAAUAGAAGACUUGUCUUUGGAUUAG
Molecule: messenger RNA, 1059 nt
Organism: Alternaria arborescens
Lineage: Eukaryota; Fungi; Ascomycota; Dothideomycetes; Pleosporales; Pleosporaceae
Exons: 2
Coding region: 1-1059 (352 amino acids)
Source: RefSeq, a predicted model, not a curated record